Messenger RNA from Trichoplusia ni (cabbage looper), 6274 nucleotides. RefSeq names its product tyrosine-protein phosphatase non-receptor type 6-like (gene csw). Lineage: Eukaryota; Metazoa; Arthropoda; Insecta; Lepidoptera; Noctuidae. Gene Ontology annotation, molecular function: protein tyrosine phosphatase activity. The record is from RefSeq and is a predicted model, not a curated record. The coding region runs from base 402 to 2321 and encodes 639 amino acids. The transcript has 2 exons. Gene Ontology annotation, biological process: protein dephosphorylation.
AAAAAGUUAACUGACUGACAUUUGUGAGUAAGUCGAGCACGGAGUUCAUUUUCUGCUUCUUUUUGUGUGAAAUAUUUUUUUCGACUAUUACUUUCGUUUACCAAUACAUAAUCGCGUUAAUUUUUAAUUUUUACAUUACCUUUAGUUGAUAGUUUAUAUGUAUAAGUUUGAGUGUCCACACGCCCUUGAAAACAGUGUUUUAUAAAAGUCUAGUGUCAGCAUAGCAACAGCACUUCGGUACAUAUAAUUCCUAUUUUGAGGGAUAUCGGUCUCUGUAAGAAGAUAGGGUGCCUUUUUGAGAUGAAUCAUAAGAAUGCAUGGAGGGAAGUUAGGAAACAACACAAGUUCACACUAAUUUAGAAUAUUGUAAGUAUCGAAGUGGUGCUUUUAAUUAGCGUAAGAUGAUCACACGAAGAUGGUUCCACCCAACUCUGUCUGGGGUGGAAGCGGAAAAGAUCCUAAUGGAAUGUGGCCACGACGGCUACUUCUUAGCGAGACCUAGCAUGAGUAACAAGGGGGACUUCACUCUCUCAGUGCGGCGGGGGACCGAAGUAACGCAUAUAAAAAUACAAAAUAAUGGCGAGUUUCUUGACCUCUACGGAGGUGAAAAAUUUGCUACACUUUCCGAACUGGUUCAGUACUACAUGGACAAUCAGUGCCAAUUAAGAGAGAAAAAUGGCAAUAUCAUCCGGUUAAAAACACCUCUCAAUUGUGCGGACCCUACUACGGAAAGAUGGUACCAUGGACAGCUAACAGCAAAAGAAGCGGAACGAGUGAUGCUAGAAAACGGUAAAAACGGAUCGUUUCUCGUCCGGGAGUCACAGCGGCAGCCUGGGGACUUCGUGUUGUCAGUGAGGACGCGGGACAGGGUCACGCACGUUAUCAUAAGACGACAAGACAACAAGUACGAUGUGGGUGGCGGACAACAAUUCAACGAUCUUGUCAGUCUUAUCGAACACUACAGAAAUUUUCCUAUGGUUGAGACCACAGGAGAAGUGUUACGAUUGAUCCAACCGUUCAACGCCACGCGGAUCCAAGUACGACAUUUCCAUACUCGUGUCAAACAACUUCAGAAAGAAAACGAAGGACCAAUAGAAAGCAUGGCUUACAAACAAGGCUUUUGGGAGGAAUUUGAAACUUUGCAAAUGAUGGAGAAUCUACAGUUAUUUGACAGAAUGGAAGGUUCGAAGCCAGAAAAUAUAAGAAAGAAUCGGUACAAAAACAUAAUACCAUUCGAUCGUACUCGAGUAGUGCUAAAAGACAUACCUCCGGACGCACCCGCGGGUUCUGAUUAUAUAAACGCCAAUUAUAUUCGAUGUGAUAUGAUUGAUUCUACCUUAGACCUUCAUGACUACCCUAACGGCAUUUACGAAAACUGCUCCACUAUUACUCGAGACAGUGGUGUUAUAUCACCAACAAAGAACAAAGAAAAGUUAUCUCCUGUUCACACGAGUGUGAUUGUUUGUGAAGAAAAACUAAACACAAAGGUUCAAGGAAAUGGAACUAAACUAAUACCCUCUUUUGAGCCAUGUGUCCUUCGAACUAAUCCGAAUUACGUUAACACGACUAUUCCGAAGUCAACGAAAGAAACGGAAAAUGGUAUUGUAGAUCAUGUCUACAAUAAAAUAUAUAUCGCCACUCAAGGCUGUUUGUCGUCUACGAUAUAUCCGUUUUGGUCGAUGAUAUGGCAAGAAGAUGUUCGUAUUAUUAUUAUGACUACUAAAGAGAUAGAACGUGGUAAGAAUAAGUGCGAGAGAUACUGGCCAGAAUUAAAUAAAACUGAAGUUUUCAAGAAGUUUUCCGUUUACAAUGAAUUCGAAUCGUCUACGCCCGAUUAUACCCUGAGACGUUUUGUAGUGACGAAAAAAGAGGAGUGUACCGUCAAAAGAACUAUUUAUCAUUUCCACUUCACGGCAUGGCCGGACCAUGGCGUCCCCUCGGAACCGGGCAGGGUGCUGAAUAUAUUGUUAGAUGUAAAUUAUAGGCUACAACAGAUAAUGACCGGACCCGAUCCUCCCGCACAAGCCGUGGUUUGCGUUCAUUGUUCGGCAGGCAUUGGAAGAACCGGCACCUUUAUAGUAAUUGAUAUGAUUCUAGAUCAAAUAAGAAAAGAGGGAUUCGAUUGUGAAAUCGAUAUCCACCGUACUGUACAAAUGGUGCGAGAUCAGCGAUCUGGUAUGGUGCAGAACGAAGCGCAGUACAAGUUUAUUUAUAUGGCUGUGUUGGAGUUCAUCGAGACAGAGAAGCAGAGGAUCGGCUAUGGCCCCGAACCAAGCCAAGACUCUCCUCGGGUAAGAUCGCAUCCAGUUCCUUUUUUAUGAAUAGCGCUAAAAGUGCAAAGAAAUUUUUGACAAGAGCUUUAUCCCGCAAGAAACAGUAAAAAACGCUGUUUUAGAUGGCGGAAAUACUUGCAUCGAAUAUUUAAAACAGACCCAUAAAUGUUUUUUGAUAAACAUGGGCUUUAUGUAAUAGCACUGCUAAAAGACCUUUAAGGGAAUGUUACCAAAUCACCACGAUUGGCAAUCAUUUUGGUACGCAGAAUACCGUUAUUGACGCACUGAAGGACGCCACUGCCCAUUCUCUUCGUACUAUCGUAAGUCGUUGUUUAUAACAUCAAAGAUAAACAUGGUGUUAACUAUUUUUUAAGAACUAAGCGUUUCAACGUCUUUUCACAUAAAUGUUUUGUAAUGAAUUCAGAAUUGUGACUACUGUUUCGUAUUUUAAAUAUUAUUUAUUAGAUUAUUUUUAUAGUUUUAAUCACCAAACAGUGUACCUAUUAAACUAUACACCAUAUCAUUUCAAUUAAUAAAUUAUAUGAGUUCAGAAUAUUAAAAGAAUUAUAAUAAUAUUUACAGAACAAUAAUUCUAAUAACAUUGCGUAACGGAAAUUACCAAUGUUGACAUAAUAACUUGCAAGGAAUAUAACAUUAGUGGAGUAGGAUACUAUUAUUAACAGUAACAAAUUACAUUAAGGGAUUUAAUAUCAAUGCAAAUGAAGUUUAAUGAAUUAAAAAUAAAUAUGUACAUUAUUAAAAACUUAUUUUACGCACAAAAAAAAAUGUAUUUAACGUUCUGUAUAAUAUUUUAUUGUAUUUUGUAUAUUGAUGAAUCAAAAAGAGAGAAUAUUUUACGUAGUUAAUUUAAUUGACGGCCUGAAUUGUAAUUUUAUUUGUUUUAUCCCUAUUAGCAUGUUUCGCUGUCGGUCCUAGCUGACGUCAUUAGAUGGCGUGUUUAGUCUUUAACUCUUGACGGCUUGAGCCUCAAAUGCGAAGGGAGUAGAGAAGAGAAUACAGUGGGUUGUCAACUCAGUAUAAUCCGCUGAAUUCCUAAAAAUAUUCUAGUACAAAGCUAGUGUAUCAUGCAUGGCAUGUAAUUACGAUAAUCUCUACUGUCGUAUGGUUACAACAAAUAUCUUAGCGUCCAGCAUAAGUUGAAUGAAAUCUAAUCGAACAUUGUUAAGUAUUGAAAACUUGAGAAGUAAUAUUAAUAUUGUAUUCAUGUGUGAAGCUUGGGUGCGAGGCGGCACGCGUGGCACGACUCGCUUCUGUAUAACCGCAAGACCUGACGAGUAGUCGGUCCUAUAUUAAAUGAGUCGACCGUGCCCUAUCGCAGCACGCUUGUAAGAAAGAAAUAAUAAUAAUUGUUGUUAAUUAAAAUCUAUUUCAUAUUUUAGUUAUAUUAACGGCGACCUGAAUAAUUUAUCACACUGUUGCUUUAAUUUUACACUACACGAAAGUCAGGAGAUUGGCUUCAACGUGAUCUCGAAUUGGAGUUUGAAUUGAAAAGAAUGUUAUUUUUUAUAUUAUGACAAUUUUAGUAUGUCUGCUUGUGAACUUUUAUACCUACAUGUCGUCACGUUUACGCAGCGCUUAACAUAGAAUAGUUUAUACAUUUUAAACGCUUUACAGACAUGAACACAGUGCGAGUACCUGCUGUUUUUUACGUAGUGAUAAAUAUGUUAAAAAUUUCGGUGCCUUAAUUUCCUCAACUUAUGAAGAUAUAGAUAUAAUUAAUUGUACAGUCAUUUGUAAUAAUACACAUGUGUUUAAAAGACCUAUCCGGAGGUUCUUUGCUACAUAAAAUAUUCUGCAAUAAUAAAUAUGGUAAGCGUCGCGUAAACUAUGUAAAGUGAUAAAAUUAAAAUAUUAAUCGCAGCUGAAAAUUAUGUCUCCAUAUAAAGCGUACACAGGUUGCAUGCACCAGGUUUCGGCUCUAGUACACAAUAGCUUAAAGUAUCUUUUCUCAGUCGCAAGCUUGCCUCGUCUAUAAGUUACAAUACGCUCUGUAAACGUCCACCAUUUCAAGCGCGGCGUCAUGAUUUUAUAUUACGAACCAUUGUAUACUAGAGCCAUUAGGUUUAGAUACUUGUAGAAAUAUAACAUAUUUGCAAUUUUACAGAUGUUGUAUUAAGAUAGAUUAUUUUAAAAAUAAUUAAGUAGGUAGAUGUCGAAUUGACUACGAAUGUAAUAAAACGUACCUAGGUAUGUGUUUCUCAUACGCUCUCCUCAAAAUCUGUGCAAUCUUUUUAUAAUUCAGAUAAAAUAAUAGAUAGUGUGCAUAUUUCAAAAUAUUUGAACAGUCGAUGUUUAGGCAGUAAGUAUUUGUUUUUACACUAAACGAUAACUACAAAAUUAUGAUAGUAGGGGAUUGUACUGUAUAAAUUAAUCGCCUCGAUGACAGUCGUUGAUCGCUUUUAAUAUUAGCUUUAACUAAACGUUAAUAAUAUAGAAAUGACAUAAUUGACAUGCAUUAUUUGAAAAAACAAACAUGUCUGAAAAUAACCAGCAAAUAUGUAUCCGCUGUUAGUCCUUAGCUCUAGAAUAACAUUUGUUAUUAUAGUUUAACGAUCAGAAAUUAAUUAAUGGGGCUGAUAAAAAGAAACUCGGCCAGCAAAAAUAUGUAAAAACAAUUUAUACGAUACAUUUUCCUACUAAAAAAUCAUACCUAAUGUAUAGCGAAACAAUAUUAUAUUUUUUAACUUAUAUUCUUGUCAAAACUUGUAAUCGGAGGUGCUUUUUAUGUGAAGUAUUUGAUGGUAAUGACAUGGUGCGUUAUUUUUAUGUUGUAUUUUGUUUGUACGCGUAUUUUACGUAGUACGUAUGUAUAUGUAGUCGAAUUCAAGCAGUGAUAGUCAUUUCGUUUGUAUAAAUAGUAUUCGGUGUAAUAAUUAAUGUAGGAAUUAGUAUGUGUAUCUAGCAUUAAACUAACGCUAUAAGACACUUUAUUUGUACAACGAUUAUAAUAUUUACGCACAUUUUCUAGUAAUGUAUUUUUCUUAUGUUAACACACAUGACACGAUUGCUUCUGCAAUUUAGUUUCAUGUUAAAUCACUUAUACAAUUCUGGAAUUCUAAAACAGAAUAUUAAAUUUCUCGUAUCGUCAAAACUUGCACCAAGUCCUUUUUUACGGUUAUUAGCUUCAUAAUAUUGCGCAAAAGGAGGGUUAUGAUACAUUACUGCUCCAGUCUCUGUUGGUUACAAAUGUAUUAGUAUGAUUUCGGAUGUGUGUUACUUAUUUGAAAAUAAUUAAUUAUUAUAAAAAAGCUUUCUAGUUGCUUCGAUUUUUACUCUUUGCAAUGGUGCCUACUGAGAUAGGUUGGUGAUAGACUUAUGUACAGAAUUAAUAAGCUUUCUAAUGUUACCUUAUUUAUGAGCUACAAUUAUAUGUACGUUAACUCUAUCCACAUAAUAAUUCGUAGCUGAAACGCUAAUUACAUGAUGUUUAGCGUCAAACGAACUUUAAGAUAUGCUCUAACAAAUUUUAAUUUGUAAAUAAGUAUUUUGCUAAAUAGGUAGGUUUGUAUAAACUUGUAAGAAAAUAAAAGGCUAAUGUUUAUGUUUAUGCGCGUUUACAUGAUCAAUGACUGUUUAUUACAAAUGUUGGAGAAGAACAAAUUUUAUUGUAGGUACUAUGGAUCUGUAUUGGCCAGCGAUAAAUUUUAAAAUUUAAAGUCGCACAAAGAUAAUAUCGAAUCAAUUGAAAACUAAAUACAAAUUAACUACGUCUUAUAUCGAUGUUUUAGUGUACCUAGUGCGCGACUUUUGUUAAGACCCAAUAAGGGCUUAAUAAAUAUAUAAUAUUGCAUUAUCACUGCUUGAAUUUAUCAGAGCUAUUAUAUGUUGUUGGCAUUUUAUUUAAACUAUUAUUCCAAUUUUAAAACUGUGCUGCAGUAAUCGCAUGAAGGUAAAGGAAAAAAGUUUUAUCGUCUGAUAAAAAAUAUAUGUUGUGUUUUAUUGUAAAUUAAUAUUAUCAAUAAAAUGUGAUACCGACUGUG